CGAAAAUGAAAUCAAUUUUGACAGCCUCUGUUCUUCUGGUCUAUUUCUUACAAGCAGGUCUUGCGAAUCCAAUAAACUAUUGGGACAAUGAUUUUUCAUAUACACAUGAGCUCAUACAAGAGUCCAAGGUAUCUAUGGCUGCUAAUACUGCUGAUUUCCAAGCAUCCUUUCAUGUCUUAAGCUGGGACGAAGCGUACGAAAAGGCAAAAAUAAUGGUCCAAGCCAUGACAUUAGAACAAAAAGUCAAUAUUACUACUGGUAUCGGAUGGGAAAGUGGACCAUGCGUAGGUAAUACAGGAAGAACCACAGGUCCCGAUUUCCCCGAACUAUGUUUACAAGAUUCACCUUUGGGUAUUCGAUUCACUGAUGGUGUUAGCUCUGGUGUAUCUGGUAUUAAUGCAGCUGCUUCCUUUGAUCGUGAAGCCAUUCGAAAACGAGGUGAAUAUAUGGCAAAGGAAUUCCGAGCUAAAGGUAUUCAUGCUCAAUUGGGGCCUUCAAUGAAUAUGUUGAGAGCACCGGCUGGUGGUCGUAAUUGGGAAGCCUUUGGAGAAGAUCCUUUCUUAGUUGGUGUAGCUGCAUCAGAAACUAUUCAAGGCAUCCAAAGCCAAGGUGUGAUGGCAGUAGCAAAGCACUUGAUAGGAAAUGAACAGGAAACAAAUCGUCUAGUGCAUUCGGUUGAUAUUGAUGAAAGAACAAUUCAAGAAGUGUAUUUGUGGCCAUUUGCAAGAUCUGUAGAAGCGGGCGUAGCCUCUGUCAUGUGCGCUUACAACAAAAUCAACGGUGUCUAUGCUUGUGAAAAUGAACAUGUACUGAACAAUCUCUUAAAAAAACAACUAGGAUUCAAAGGAUUCAUCCAAAGCGAUUGGUCUGCUACUCAUUCUACCGAAGAUAGUGCUAAUCAUGGAUUAGAUAUGACCAUGCCAGGCGACAUUACCUUCCAUUCGGGAGAUUCAUAUUUCGGUGCUAAUUUGACAAGAGCUGUAAAGAAUGGAAAAGUGAGUGAAGAUAGAGUGACCGAUAUGGCAAUGAGAAUAGUCGCUUCUUGGUACAAGCUAGGACAAGAUCAGAACUUUCCCGAAACAAACUUUGAUAGCUUUAGACCUGAAAAAGGAAAGCAUAUUGAUGUCCAAGAAGACCACAAAGUAUUAAUCCGAGAAAUGGGUGCUAUGUCUACUGUCUUGCUAAAAAAUCAAGAAAAUAUCCUGCCUUUAAGCACAACAAGUACACGAAAACUAGCCAUCAUUGGUUCAGAUGCAGGUCCUAGUCUAAGAAAGUUGAAUUGUGAAGAUCAUGGAUGUAAUGAUGGGUCAUUAGCCCAAGGCUGGGGAUCUGGCACAGCUAACUUUCCUUAUUUGGUGACGCCUGCAGAUGGUAUUAAACAGAGAGCCGGAAACAAGAUGAUCAUCAAAGAACAUUUAAAUGAUAAAGACAUUACGACAGCUUCACAAAUAGCUUCCGAGGCUGAUAUUGCUAUUGUGUUUGUCUCCGCUAAUUCUGGAGAAGAGUUUAUUACUGUAGAAGGUCAUAAAGGUGAUCGAUUCCAUUUGAAUCUUUGGAACGCAGGCGAUGAUUUGAUUAAAGCUGUCGCAGAUGUAAACAAGAACACAAUUGUUGUAAUUCACUCUGUAGGUCCAGUUCAUAUGCCAUGGAUUGACCAUCCCAAUAUCAAAGCACUGGUAUGGCCCGGCCUUCCUGGUCAAGAGUCUGGCAAUUCAUUAGCAGAUGUUUUGUUUGGUGAUGUAAAUCCGUCGGGGCGUCUUCCAUAUACAAUUGCAAAGGACAUCAAAGACUAUCCUGCUGAAAUUUCAAAUGAAAUGAAUUUUUCUUACAAAGAAGGCCUUUAUAUUGGCUAUCGCUGGUUUGAUCAAAAGAAAAAAGAUCCACUCUUUGAAUUUGGUCAUGGUCUCUCUUACACCAAAUUUGAAUAUGAAAAUAUGGCAGUGGAUGUACAAGGUGAUUCAAACGAUCCAACUGUAGCUAUCAGUGUCACCGUCAAAAAUGUAGGAGGAUUUGACGGUGCAGAAGUCUCUCAACUUUAUCUCUCUUAUCCCAAGGUUGCUAAUGAACCACCUCAACUUCUUCGUGGUUUUGAAAAAGUAUUCAUAUCAAAAAAAUCUGAACAAACAGUCAAGUUUAUGCUCCAAAGAACCGAAUUAAGUUAUUACGACUUAGAUGCUCAUGCUUGGGUAGUACCUAAAGGAGAGUUCAUUGCACACAUUGGUGCUAGUAGUAGAGACAUAAAGCAUUCAUCAUCAUUUAUUUUGAAUUAAACAUAUUUAUUUGAAGAGAGGGU
Gilbertella persicaria is the source of this 2293-nucleotide messenger RNA. Its product is annotated as glycoside hydrolase superfamily. The transcript has 10 exons. Lineage: Eukaryota; Fungi; Mucoromycota; Mucoromycetes; Mucorales; Choanephoraceae. Gene Ontology annotation, biological process: glucan catabolic process. Gene Ontology annotation, molecular function: beta-glucosidase activity. The record is from RefSeq and is a predicted model, not a curated record. The coding region runs from base 6 to 2270 and encodes 754 amino acids.